Molecule: messenger RNA, 1870 nt
Organism: Spea bombifrons (plains spadefoot toad)
Lineage: Eukaryota; Metazoa; Chordata; Amphibia; Anura; Pelobatidae
Exons: 5
Coding region: 70-813 (247 amino acids)
Molecular function (GO): peroxiredoxin activity
Source: RefSeq, a predicted model, not a curated record
CCUGAACUAGGAAACACUAUUCGGCUGUGUGAACGCAGACCUACGGGAGCCUGCUUGGAUCAUCCCGCAAUGAGAAUCCUUACAGGGCUAUUGCGAAUAGGCAGAAGUUGCCUCUCUCCUACUUUAAGUGCAUCAUAUGGCGCAUUGCGACCAUCCUGGGCUCUAACAGGAGGGGGAUACCGCUAUAGCACGCAGUCUAAUGACUCAAGCAGGCCUAUAAGCCGAUACCCUGUACCGUAUAAAAAGGAUCUGCCGUACGACAUUGUGGAGCUCAUGGAAGAAGUAGAAAGAAAGGGUGGAUUUUUGCCCAACGUUUUUCGAGCCUUGGCACACCGACCACAAGAGUUCAGAGCCUUUUUUGCGUAUUAUGAUACCCUGAUGAAUAAAGAAACAGGAAAUCUAUCAAAAGCAGACAAAGAGCUUGUUAUUGUAGCAACCAGUGCCAGCAACAGGUGCCCUUAUUGUGUGACUGCUCAUGGUGCUCUGCACAGAGUAUACUCCAAGAAAACAACCCUGGCAGACCAGGUUAUUAUUAACUGUGAUCUUGCAGAACUCAGUGACCGAGAACGUGCUAUGAUACAGUUCGCUUUAGCAGUUGCCAAGCCAGAGAACAUCACCGAAGAUCACUUUGCCAAAUUGGAAAAGCAUGGAUUUGACCGUGAAGAUGCUUGGGACAUCGCCAUGAUUACAGCCUUUUUUGCUAUGGCUAAUCGUGUGGCACACUUGACAGACCUGAGACCCAAUGAGGAAUUUUAUACACUCGGAAGAUUUCCCAAGGUGAAAAAUGGUGAACCACAUACUAAGAAGAACUAGUCAAAAACCAUAGGCUAGGCUGUAUGUCUACAGAUAAAGCCAUCAUUUGUCUACUAAAUGGCACGCACUGGCUCAAUCGUUGACUCCAGCUAUGAAUACAAAAAUAAAUAACAAAUAACCUGUUAGUGACACUGGUGUUAUCACCUCCUAUGUAUCUACAUUUACAUACAAUAUUUCUAAGUAAAUGUUAUCACCUUACUGAAACUUAGCCGUUUUGUAAAUCUAAAACUAUACAAAAUUGCUGUAACAAAAAAUCGAAUAACAUUUACAUACAUUAUAUUCAUAGAGCGCCCUCAAAUUCUGUGGAUCUAAUUCUCAAGGGCUUUCUUGACUUAUAACCUUCUCCUCUUUACCAGGGGUAGGUAAAUUGUGAUUUCAAUCUGUUUUGGGGUUUUGAUUCUGUAAACCCGUUUCCGGAUUGCAUCCUUUGGUUUAGGUAACGAGAACAGUGAUGCACUCUCACGUUUCGGAUAAACUAUACUGUAUAAAAACUAGAGACUAGUGUUGCCGGCUAGUGUCCUCAGGCCCCAAUAAUGCUGGGUCCAGCUUCUCCAUGUUGCUCUACCACUAGACAUAGGUAGAUCUCUUGGUAAUCUACACAGAGAAGGUAAUUAGUCAGGUCUGUUAGUAUGACUGAGGGACUGAUGAAACUGCCUGUUCUAAGGUGAAAAACUCAACUAAAUGCUUUAAGAACCAUAGAUGGGAACAACUCAUAUAGAGGAUAUCCGAUGCUGGACCUAUAGUUGCAGUAGAUGAUGUAAUCUUUGAUUUCACCACACAAGACUCGUGUGUCAGGUUGUAUCUCACUACAUGAUAGAACACCACUAUGUGACAUGUCUCAAAUUAACUUUAAGCUACAAUUGGGGUGGUGUUUUUAGAACUAUUUACAUGAAAAAUAUGACAUCAUGUAUUUUCCUUAGUUGCUCAUACUGUUAACAUCCAUGCAGAUACAAUCACUGCGGUGCUUAAUAAAAAUGUUUUUUUUUCGUUACAACUGGUCAAAAACUUUAUAUAGCGUAACAGUGCAUGCUUAGAACUUUAAUAUAGUAAAAUUAUU